Trypanosoma grayi is the source of this 222-nucleotide messenger RNA. RefSeq lists its product as hypothetical. The transcript has a single exon. The record is from RefSeq and is a predicted model, not a curated record. Bases 1 to 222 code for a protein of 73 amino acids. NCBI's taxonomy places the organism in Eukaryota, Euglenozoa, Kinetoplastea, Trypanosomatida, Trypanosomatidae.
AUGACGUUGAUGUGGAUGGAGCGGGCGUUUCCGGAGCUCCGCUGCAUCACCCUCACGAGGAAACCACCGACAGUCUACGACGACGCCCACAGCGUGCUUGGAUCAUCCUCCACGCUGUACACGAAGAAGCUCAAAGGCUGUUUCGUGCAGCCACAUCUCGUCACCCGAUACAGUGCCCCAAUGUCGCUCGUUCUUCUCGCUGAUGUCCUAAAGCAGAAUUGA